Messenger RNA from Linum trigynum, 1334 nucleotides. The record is from the annotation of a GenBank genome assembly. NCBI's taxonomy places the organism in Eukaryota, Viridiplantae, Streptophyta, Magnoliopsida, Malpighiales, Linaceae.
ACCCCUCGUCCCAUUGUAUAAAAUCGACUCCAAUGGUGGCUUUACUAGUGACUAGUGAGUCAAAAAGUUUCAUAGGUUUCUGUAAAAAUAAGACUGGCCAGAACCCACCAACCCUAAUAUAAGAAGAAAGAACCACUAUAAGAAAGAAACCAAAACCCCUUUGUUCUCCUCUCCCCUGUUUUCCCUGAAUUUCCUCCUUCCUUCCCUCAACCCAAAACAAUCAUAAAGUCCCAUAAAACAAAUCAAUCAUUCAAAGAAAAUUCCCAAUCCCACAAUCCCCUUUUGUUCUAGUAAACUCAACACGAGCGCUUAAAUACCAAAAUUCGUCGGCUUUCCUUCCCCACAAUAACAAAAGUCCUCUGUUUUUAUCAUUCAGCCAUGGCGCAGCAGAACGAGCUGCCUUUCAGCGAGAACGAUUCACAGGACAUGGUGAUAUACCAGAUGAUGAGUGAAGCCAGCAGCAAUUCGUAUCCGACCCACCAACCGAAUUCCAACCCGCUCCUUCAUCAUCUCCACACUUCCGGCAACAGUCGGGUUAUAUCCAAGCGUCACUACAGAGGGGUCCGGCGCCGCCCAUGGGGGAAAUACGCCGCUGAGAUCCGCGACUCGUCCCGACACGGCGCCAGGGUGUGGCUCGGCACGUUCGAUACAGCCGAAGAAGCUGCGCUGGCCUACGAUCGAGCUGCUUUCCGGAUGCGGGGGACCAAGGCCGUGCUCAAUUUCCCGCCGGAGCUGGCUGCGGCGGCUGAGCCGCUACAUAGGCUGAUGAAUCAUCCCGGGAAGAUAUCCAGGGCGGAGGCGACGGCGGCUGGAAGUAAUAGUAACAAUGAUGGUGGUAACAUCAUCAAGGAUGGGAUGCCGGAACUGAGUUAUAGCUCCGGCGCCGCUGUCGAGUCGCAAUCGGAGGAGACGUCUGGCGGAGGCGGAACAGGGGAGUCGCGUGACAGGGGAGGAGAGGGUUAUUUGAAUAGCUUGCUUAGAGCUUGUUGAUUCCUUAUAUCGAGUUUCAUACAUAUUGUUGUGUUAAGGAUUCAAUAGCAAUUAGCAUACAAGAUCACUCUUCAUUGGAAUUUCCUUUCUCUCUUUUGUAAUCAAUUUUGGCAGUGAUCUCUUUCAGUUUUGAACUUUUUGAUUGUACAUAUGAUAUUUCGAAUAAGGGUUUGAUCGGUGCAUUAAUUUUGGCAACGACAAGAUAUAUUGUCAUAACCGCAAAAUUAUGAUCACUGAUAUAUAAAGCCAAUUCGAGCAUAUUCUAUACGAUUUUACUUUUAAAUUCAAAUAAUUUUGUUUCAUUUGAUCACUAAAUCGAAUUGAAACAAAUAUUUUCACUUUAC